CGGAGGAGGCGUCCAGUCUCCCCAGCACCGCCGCCGCCUCCUCACCUUCUUACCUGCUCUGUUAUGGCGAAGUUCCGUGGCUUGGGGCCGUCCGUGAUUUUCCGAGGUUCCUUCGUGUGUGAAUUUGGGGUGGCAGUUGAUUUUGGUUUUCUUCUAGAGAAACGACCCAAACUUUGACAAAGAUAGAAUUCUGUCAAGUGUGUCGUAAGCACUUGGUGACUUCCCCCAAUACAGUGUUCUCCUUAAUGUCUUAAUGUUCGUGUUCGUGGUCCAUCUAGUCUUUGCUCAUUUAGUGAACAGACUUUAAUGAUUUUAGUAGGGAUCCCGCCUUCAGCCUCGCCAGCUGCGUGGCUUUUGGUUUGCUAAGACUGAUAAGGGGGACGGUUUUCGGCACAGUGCCGACUUCACUGUUUUGUCUAGAAUGCUUACAGAUAUUUGAAAGUGUUGAUUUUACGCGGCACCAACUCGGAAGGACCCGGCAGGACGGUGUGAGGGACUUCAGCCCUGAGUGGAUGCAGGUGCCCUCCAUUGUCCCCCCAGGAGCCCAGCAGCGUUUGGAAGUUGGCGCCCCUGUUCUGUGCUGAGGGCCAAGGUGUGGGUGCGGUGCCAUCAGGCGUGGGUGCUGAAGCGGGAUCUGGUGAUCCUGCCAUUGCACUGUUUUGCAUUUGUGUUUCAAGCCCCCACCCCACAGUUGCAAGGGUCGGACUCUGGGUGCGCUGCCCCUGAGCCACAUCCCCAGCCGCCUUAUGAGAACCUUAUUUUGGAGAAGGUCUCAGGGACAUGCUUCAGCUUGUGCUCUCCCUGCCUCAGCGCCAAUGCGGGUGGCCCAGUGCGGGUGGCCCAGUGCGGGUGGCCGUGGGGCCUCUGGUGGCGCAGUCUGCCUUGCUCUAGUCCAGCUCAGGUUCCCUCCAGGGUCGUUGGCUUCGCUGUGUGCAGCUGCCGUUGGAAUGUGAUCCUGGGUGUGGGUAAAACAAGGUGCACAACCCCGAGAGGAGCCACGCUGCUUACCCAGGGGUCUGCGUGUCCUCCGCACCUGGUGGAGUCCAACUGGCCGUUUCCAGAGGGAGGUGGACUUCACUAGCAGACUCGGCUUGCCUAGUAAUGGUGGAGUUCAUGUUCCCAUAGAUGUCGAGUCUUGGGGGCCCUUGGCCUGCCCGUGUCUGUGAGCACUGCCACCUCACCCUUGCCUUGACGGUGACUGGCUCCCUUCUGAGUGUGAUGGAGCUGCCAUCCCUGUUGCUCCGGGUCAGCACAGGGUGGGCCUGCGGAGCAGCUCUUGGGUUCUGAGUGGCGCUGGCUGUGGGGCUGGAGAAGACAGCCUGGUGUUGGCACCGCUGCCUGGGAGAGCCGCGUCUUGGUCCUGGAAAGCUGGCGCGCUCCUAAAGGGCUGCAUGGCCGUCUUGCUGAAGGCAGCCAGGGCUUUCGCGCCGUGAGGCUCUCCCGUCCGUCCGUCUCCUGUUAGAACCGCGUGAGACAGGACCUCUGGUUUUCUGCAGAGCUUUUUUGUACUCACUUCUUUAUUGUUCCUGUCCUUCAAGAAAAACAUGAAUGUGUCCACCCUUGUGAAGUUGCUAGUGACCUGCUGAGCGGGGUUAUCAGUGAAAGGUGUCAGGUAGAGCUGAAUGUGUUCUGCUGUUGAAAUAGGCUCGAAAGUGGCAGUGUCAUAGGUUAUGUGUCACUUUAAGACUGUAAAGUUCCUGGGUUUCCUGCUAAAAAGAAUGCACAGGACCGGGCAAGGCCUGGGGUGGGUCCUGCCUGCGCAUUGACCCCCAGGGCGCCGAGCCUCACUUGGGAAGCCUCUCUUUUCCUGAACUCACAUGAGCUCUAGAAGAUACUGGGCUAACUUGAAGCUGUGGUUCAAGCAGAAGAUCAGCAAGGAGGAGUUUGACCUGGAGGCCCACCGGCUGCUCACACAGGACAAUGUGCAUUCUCACAACGAUUUCCUCCUGGCCAUCCUCACGCGCUGUCAGAUUUUGGUUUCCACACCAGAGGGUGCUGGAUCUUUGCCCUGGACGGGGGGGUCUGCGGCCAAGCCUGGAAAGCCCAAGGGCAAGAAAAAGCUCUCUUCUGUUCGCCAGAAGUUUGACCAUAGAUUCCAGCCCCAGAACCCCCUCUCCGGAGCACAGCAGUUCGUGGCAAAGGAUCCCCAGGAUGAUGACGACUUGAAACUCUGCUCCCACACGAUGAUGCUUCCCACGCGCGGCCAGCUCGAGGGGAGGAUGAUUGUGACGGCCUACGAGCACGGGCUGGACAACGUGGCUGAGGACGCCGUCUCAGCUGUGGUCUAUGCGGUGGAGAGCCACCUCAAAGACAUACUGACGUCAGUUGUAUCCAGAAGGAAAGCGCACCGGCUGCGAGAUGGCCACUUUAAGUAUGCUUUCGGGAGCAAUGUGACCCCACAGCCAUACCUGAAGAACAGCGUGGUGGCCUACAAUAGCCUAAUCGAAGGCCCUCCGGCUGUGUCCACUCCCUGUGCGGGUCAGAACCCGGCUGCCCACCUGCCCCCGGACGCUGCUGAGCAGCAGGCCGCACUCCUGCUGGCCUGCUCUGGGGAAGCGCUGCCUGCUCCUUUGCCUCCAGUGAACAUGUACGACCUCCUUGAGGCUCUGCAGGUACACCGGGAAGUCAUCCCUACACACACUGUGUAUGCCCUCAACAUCGAGAGGAUCAUCAUGAGGCUCUGGCACCCGAAUCACGAGGAGCUGCAGCAAGACCAAGUCCACCGCCAGCGCCUGGCGGCCAAGGAGGGGCUUCUGCUCUGCUAAGUGGGAUUGGAGGGUGUGGGGUCCUCACGGGUCUUUGCUUGCUGAAGAGGGCAUGUUUGGGGUCUGCAUUUCGAGGCUGAAGUGUAGAGUGUACAUAUAACCUUUCCUAUGGAAAUGGACAGUGAGUGUGUUUUCUGUUGCUGCUGCAAGGCCAUUCGUGUAAAUACAGGCCACCCUGUCUGCGUGUUCCCAGUUACGGGAGCAGGCGUGAUGAAGUCCUGUGCCUGGAAGGGGACGCCUGUCUGAGGCCCUGUGUAAGAUGGACCAUCCUAGAGUGAAGGCGCCGUUGCAGCCUGUCCCCUCGACUGACAGGACAUUCUUGUGUUCUGUGUCUGGCCAGAUAAAACUUUUACACUCUUGCUUUUUGUUGGUAUAACCUAUCCAGUGUUGAAACUCGGACACCUCCUUUAGUGACGGGUUUAAUUUUUAACACCUUGAGGUAGCCUCCAAGCCAUCCACCAUUUCAGCUCCACAGAAAACGUGACUUGCAGAUGCUGUGCUGUUGGACAAAAUUAAGCCCAGCCAACCCACCCUCCUGGAACGCAGUCUGCUUUAGAAGACGUCUUCCUGGGGCUCCAGUUUGUUUAGUGUUGAAGUGCCCAGGGAUGAUUGGCAGGUGCUUCUGUUAAUCAUCCUUAAAAGAUGUCUUGCUAUAGCUAAUUUGUAUAGUGUUAAUAUGACCAGUGGUGACUGAAGGCACGUCUACUAAUUAUUCCUAUAGAACAUGUUUUAAGAAAUCUUACAAAUUGGAUUUAUGGUUGGUAAUUCUAUUUGUAGGAAAUAUCUAUUUCUACCCUUUUAAGUGCUAAAUUGAAAAUAAUCUACUUUGACAGUGUUACUGAAAACCAGUUUUGUUUUCUAGAGAUACAUAUGCUUUUUACUCAAUAGUGUUGAUGGACAAAUUAGACUGUAGGUGGGUUUGUGUAGGACUGAGGAAUGGAUGUAUGGGUAUGUGUAUAUAGUUCAUACGUCUGAAGCUCUGUAUUUGAUUUUGUACUUUAAGCGUGACAAAUGUUUUGGCAGAAAACCUUUUUUUUUUGUUUAUUAAAGUAAGUACAUAAGGAAGAAUAUCAUACAGAAAUAGUAAAGCCCUGCUUUGUGAGAUCUUGGCAGAGACUUUUCAGAGUGUACUGGCUGAGAAAGACUGAAGGGCAGGCUCCCGUUAAGCUUUACCAUUUCUCUCUUUUGUGAUGUUUUUAACACCAAAGAGAAAAAACAGCUUAGUUUCAGCUUUUGCAUAAGCCAUUUGGAGUAUUCGGUAAGGCAGGACUCUUGACUUUUUAGAAUCUGGAAGAAUUUGAGCUGAUACUGAAGCGAGUAUGGAGGUUUUGUUUGGGACUGCAGUACCCCGGGCCUCCGCUGCCCAGGAGCAUGCCGGCAUCCCCUGUGCUCCCACAUGGAGGCAGCCAGGAGCCGCUGUCUUUCUGCCAUAGUGACAGGGCCCCUUGGAGCCUGUGCGCAGCAAACCCAGGAUGCCACUGGACUAGCUCCCUGUGCUUCAUUUUCAUUUCUGCGCUGAUAUAAGAAAGUCUGCCUCCGUGACAGUUCUCAAGAGGACUCCCAAACUGGGAGGUGGCAAUGAGGCAAGGCAGGCAGACAGAGUAAAUGGGGUUUCAGGAGAGCCCCUCAAAAGGGAACCUUUGUGCCAAAGACGGGCUCCACCCUGCCACCUCCAGCUGGAGGGUCCCAGGGCGUCUUCUGCAGUUACCCUCAGGAGUUACCCAGAAAACAGUUCAGUGGGGGAAAAGCAGCCAGAGACCAGGUAGCUCAGGAGGAUCCCAGUGACUUCUGUAGGACUAUGGAUGAGUCUUUGCUGUAGGUGUGCACACUCGGUGAGGCCUGCCUUCUCCAGGGUGACAGGGCUGGUGUGGUGUGUGCCAAACACUCCCUUGCACUGACUGGUCGCCGACCUUCCCGGAUUUCCCAAGGGUCUUCUCAGUGCUUGCUUUCCACUGGCCACCUGUCUUACUAUGUCUGACUCAAAAUGGCCCUGGGAGGAAGGGUAAUAAAGCAGCCUUAGGGGUCAGGCUUGGCCAGUGUGGCCAGCAGAACAGUCCAUUUAGUUGAAGGUUUAAAAAGGAAAAACAUUGUCUAGAUGAUUCUUGGAGAGCAGAAGGUACUGACUUGAGUUCACAGAAAAGGAGCAUUAACACGGCAGGACUCAUUUUACUAAGCACAGGAUAAAGGAAACUACGGGCCCAUGAUGCUUUUGUCUUAGAAGACUUUUAUGAGAAUAAGAUACAAAGUUUUCUACCCAUCAGCUUGUGGCACUGAAUUUCCACUGAUGGUAAAUUCAUAUCCCUUAAGGACUUUCCUUAUGUGGUUUGGUAACAUUCCAUUCCUGAGCAUCCAAAACGAGAAAAAGAGCUAUUUAUGGUAGACCUCCCCCACCUUUAAAAGCCAGUUUAAGACCACAAAUAUUUUCUUCCUUUGCCUUCAAGGACACCAGUAUUACUGUAUCCCAUGAACACUUGGAUUCAGAGGAUAGUAUGUUGGUACAGAACUAGAUGGGGAAUAUAGACAAAAAGCUUAAAAUGUAAGUAACUUUUGACACUGUCAGCAGGUAAAUAAAAGCACCAUGGCCUAGUGA
Messenger RNA from Marmota monax (woodchuck), 5355 nucleotides. It is a transcript of the gene Tada1, whose product is annotated as transcriptional adaptor 1. Gene Ontology annotation, molecular function: transcription coactivator activity. The record is from RefSeq and is a predicted model, not a curated record. Gene Ontology annotation, biological process: regulation of transcription by RNA polymerase II. The transcript has 8 exons. NCBI's taxonomy places the organism in Eukaryota, Metazoa, Chordata, Mammalia, Rodentia, Sciuridae. Gene Ontology annotation, cellular component: SAGA complex. Bases 1818 to 2765 code for a protein of 315 amino acids.